Molecule: messenger RNA, 2259 nt
Organism: Mercurialis annua (annual mercury)
Lineage: Eukaryota; Viridiplantae; Streptophyta; Magnoliopsida; Malpighiales; Euphorbiaceae
Exons: 9
Coding region: 262-2055 (597 amino acids)
Source: RefSeq, a predicted model, not a curated record
AGAAAUUUGGAAUCCGGAACUGUACCAGAGAGUAAACACACACAGCGUACUGGAAAAGCGAGCCAAAAAUCAACACUCAACAAAAACUUUUAUGUUUUUGAUUACUCAUUACUCAUAAAAUUAUCUAUUUUUAAUCUUUUUUAUCAAAUUAAACUUCUGCUAAACCAUAAAUUCAGUGACUUUUAAAUUACUUUGAGUCGGCUCAGUCAGUAAUCUCCACUCCUAUGUUUGUAUAUUUGAGUUGCAUGUGGUGGAUUUUCCAUGGAAACAGAGGUUGGAGUUGAGGGUAAUGGCAGAGGGACUUUUGAAGACGCUAGGAUUGCGAAUGAUUACCCUUCCUUGUCUUCAACCAAACGGCUCACUGAUCCUGUUGUCUACAAGCUUGUUCGGUUGGAAGGAGAUGGGAGAUUGGUGCCGGCUACAGAGGAUGAAGUUAUGGAAGUUGAGGGUUUGCUUCUAGAUGAGAAAAAUGAAAUGCAUAUUGUUGCAGACACUGGGCAGGCUGUUGGCUGUAUUUCCAAUGAAGGAUCCUCACCUGGUGUACUGCUUCGGUUGGAAACCUCAGAAGGUUUGCCACAGUUUGAGACUACAGAUGUUGCUCCAGACAAAUUCAAUCGAAGGCUUGAGGAAAUUGUUCCUUCCUUGGUGUCAAGUAUGAGUGAGAGCCAUGUGUAUCAGUCUAGGAGCUUUGGUGAGUGCUCAAUUCCUCCUGAGAAACUGAUAGAAGGUGGAUCUGCGAUUUCUGCUGCUGCUGCUACUUCACCAUCUAAUUUUUCCAAGUUACAGGAAGAAAUUUGCUUGGAUAAUUUGUCAAUUAAAGAACUUCAUGAAAUGUUUAAAGCGACAUUUGGCCGAGAAACUACUGUCAAGGAUAAGCAGUGGCUUAAGAGAAGGAUUAUCAUGGGAUUAACCAAUUCUUGUGAUGUUUCAGAAACAACUUUUACAAUCAAAGAUAACAAGUUGAUUAAGAAAGGCAAACAAGAAGGUUAUGAUAAUGUUAAUGGUGCCUUUAAGAAUGAUCCAGUUAUAGGAACAAUGAAUGUUGAUGAGGAAGGGGCACCAAUUAACCAUGAUAACCAACUGGAAGAUUUUCAAAUUGUUGCUAACAAGAGAAACCUUAGCCUAGGUGACAAUUCUGGAAGUGAAGAUCAUCACUCUGAAGAAAGAGCAGUCAAACGAGUUCGGAAGCCUACAAGACGGUACAUUGAAGAACUUUCGGAGGUAGAAUCAAAAGAAUCAAGUGGGCGGGUAAAGACGUCAGUUAAUAAUUCUGGGCCUGCUCAGUUGUCAUCAAAUUCUCAUAGUAGGUCUGUUAGAAAUGUCGCAUCAGAUGGGAGAACUAUCAUCAUGAGGUUGGAUUCCCUUGGAGGAUACAGCAUUCAGAUUCCAUGUGUUUCUCGGGCUCGUAGAAGUCGUCCGAGGAAAAAUUUCAUGGCUCUUCUGAAGUUCAAUCCAAGUGGUGUGAGCAUGACAGCUACACUAGUAAAGAAGACACUUGCUGAACACAAUAUUUUAUCAGAUGAUGAGAAUGGGAAAAAAGUCGAGAAAACUCCACCUGCUCCCUUACAGGACAAGGACAGACCAGUCCCAACCAUGGGUGCAGUUGAAGUGGGGAAUCAGAAGGUGCCGAAGCAGGUGGAUUCGUCUGGGGAUUCAGACGAUAAUACAGCUACUGUGCCAACGUCGAAAGGGGGGAUUAGGAGGAAACAUCAUCGAGCUUGGACUCUCUCUGAGGUUAUGAAGCUAGUGGAGGGUGUAUCUAGGUAUGGGGCUGGGAGAUGGUCCGAGAUUAAGAGGCUUGCUUUUGCAUCGUAUUCAUAUCGCACAUCUGUUGAUCUCAAGGACAAAUGGAGGAACUUAUUGAAAGCUAGCCUUGCACAGAUUCCUUCAGAUAAAGGGUUAAACUCACGAAAAACAGCUGGUUCAAUGCCGCUUCCGGAGACAAUUUUGUUGAAAGUUAGAGAGCUAGCUGAGAUGCAGUCACAGGUACCGUUGAAUCAAAGCUCAGUGAAGGUAGCUAGAAAUACCGGUAGUGGUGUACAUGAAAAACAGUAAGGGCUCUUAGGACAUUGUAACUAUUAGAUUUUAAUUGUAAAAAAAAUGACUAAUAAGAGCAUAGAUGAUGUUGGUGCACAGGGCAGAGUUUUUAUGAGAAAGCACCAAAACAGUAGUGAGAACAUACUUAACAGUCUGAAAACCUGAUUUUGAGAAACUAUGAUGAGAUUUUGGCCAACCAAAAUAGAGGGAGAUUAGAUGAAA